Molecule: messenger RNA, 1389 nt
Organism: Symbiodinium natans
Lineage: Eukaryota; Dinophyceae; Suessiales; Symbiodiniaceae
Source: the annotation of a GenBank genome assembly
AUGCCCCACGUGAAGAUAUGUGGGCUGCCGAAGUUGCCAAAAGAAGCGGCCAAGCGGCUGGAACUGCUCCGCCGGAGCGGCCGCCAGACGCUCGAACGGGAGAUGUACGAGGUGUACACGGACAUGCUGAAGAGGAAUGAGGACCUUGGAAUGUCCGAAAUGGACCUUCAGGGCCCUACCAGUUUCCAUACAAAGAUGGAUGCCAUUCGUCCUCAGGUGGAGCAGCAGUACCACACGGCAAACAAGCGACUUGCAAUUGCCAAACGGAUAGCUGGUUCGAGCAAGCAGCCGGAUGAACUCCUCAAGUCCAAGGAACUGCUCAAAUCCGAACUUGAAGCUGUUGAGGAAGCUCAGUAUGCCGCCAGGGCAUACACGUUAAUGGUGCAGCUUUUUGCAAAGGUGAUUGACCGGGUUAGCAAUGCAGUGGCCGAGAGGGAGGCGCAAAAGAGCAUCAGACCCGAGUUUGUCAGUUCCAUCGGCUGCCAGAAUGAGGAAGCAUCUACCAUGCCCCGUCCUCCAAAACUGGGUAUCUAUGCACCCUUGGAUCCUGAUGCGGUGAUGCCCUUGGACAUGACGCCUGAAGAGAUGGAGAACAUCCAACACACAGAGUUGGCCUACAACGUCAUGCGAGAUCUGUGCCAGAAGAGCAGGCUUUGCAUUUACCAAGUGUUACAGUUUGAGGACUGGAUGAAGGAAGAGAAAACAAGCUUGCAGAAGUGCCUCCCCAGCAGAGAAAGAAUAUUGCGGAUGGCAGCUUACAAUCGAAUCGUGCGGUCCUUCAGAUCGAGUCAUUUCAAUGAGGAGCUGCAAGCCCACAAAAUUUGGAGAAUCACCAAUUUUGCUGAAUUCUACGACCCACCUGGCUCAGGCCAGGUCCCAGACUAUGAGGGGGAGUUCUCCAUGUUUGCAUUGCCGGUAGGUGCAGAGUCCAGGGAGGCUCAGCACAUGCCCGAAUCACUUGAACCGCGUCAGGGAGAUGCUGGUGAUGCUCAGAAGCCAGACCAGCAGUCCGUGACCAUUGGUUCUGCAAACCACAGCAGUUCCCUACACACAGAGCGUGCCGAUGUGGACCUGGAUCAAGCAGCUUCUGUGCAGGACACAGAGGCGCCCGAAGGGGUUGCACUGCUGGAAGGCAUCUGCGUUGUGUGUAUUGAAAAGUCGGCCCUCUUUGUGAUGCACGAAUGUGGACAUUUGAUAUUUUGCCCGGGCUGCCGGCGCAAGGCAGUUGCUAAAGCCUUGAAGGAAUCUGGCAAGAGUCAGUGGAAAUCCGUGAAGCCGGGACAGUUGUCCAACAAGGAGUUGGAGCGCACCAAGGUACGGUGUCCCAUUUGUCGCGAAGAGAGUGUUGCAGUUGCACAGAAAAAGUUCAGCGGCAAAGUGUAUACGUGA